AUGUCAGAUGAGGAAAAGCAGGCUUUAACAGAGGAGAGCCUUCUGCUGCAACGUCUACGAUUGCUCAAUGAGCAUGAGGAGGCUGUCUUGCGUGCCCAACUCAGAGAUGUAUGCUUGGACAAACGGGCGCUGAUAUCCAGAGUCAGCAAAAUGGAGGAUGCUCAGAGAUACCUCAGCAAACGCGCAUGGUUCGCGUUCAUCCUGGGCGCUGUGGGCAUGUUCCUGCUAGCCUAUCAGACUGACUGGCUACCUGUGGGCCGUGUAUAUGAAGCAACGCAGAAAUCGGUGGCUGGGACAUCCUUCGGGCGCUUUGUGAACGACACGUACAGUGCGGUACUUCCCGAGGUUCUUGGUGCGAGCGAUG
Sphaeroforma arctica JP610 is the source of this 364-nucleotide messenger RNA. RefSeq lists its product as hypothetical. The transcript is spliced from 3 exons. The annotation marks the transcript as partial. NCBI's taxonomy places the organism in Eukaryota, Ichthyosporea, Ichthyophonida. The record is from RefSeq and is a predicted model, not a curated record.